Messenger RNA from Rosa rugosa (rugosa rose), 2091 nucleotides. Its product is annotated as protein PHLOEM PROTEIN 2-LIKE A10-like. The transcript has a single exon. The record is from RefSeq and is a predicted model, not a curated record. Bases 420 to 1637 code for a protein of 405 amino acids. Lineage: Eukaryota; Viridiplantae; Streptophyta; Magnoliopsida; Rosales; Rosaceae.
UUGAAAUAAAGCCGGUGAUCGUUAGCCUUCUCACCCAUUCACAAAUCACAACCAGAGAAAGAAAGAAGUAGACGCAUCAACAAAGAUUCUCUCAUUAUUUUCAACACCAGACGGCUUAUCCUCCUCUGCAACGGUUCUUAGCUCAUCCCCUUCUCAUUCUCACAGGUCUGAUUCUUUCUCUAUCUGAUUUGUUGAUACAAUAUAUAAACGACAACACCCAAUUCGUUGCUGAAAAACCCAACUGCCCAUUUAGCUCAAAUCUUUUCUUCCUCAACUUUUGGACCCAGUUGAGGUAAAGCCCUGUUCUUUGUUCUCUGCCAAUUGAGAAACCCAAGGCCUAAGAUUUAGACCCUUUUUGUAUAGUUUGUUGGAAGUUUGAAUCAAAAAUCAAAAUUGGGUCUUUGAGAUUGGUGUCCUCGAUGGACCUGGAAUUGGCGAAAAGGGGUUUUGAUUAUGCCCGGAAAAGGAAGAAGUGGCUGUUUGUAAUGGCUGCUUUGGGCUUCUCUGGUUAUGGUGCUUAUAGGGUUUAUCACUUGCCUUCAGUAUGUCAAAAAAGAAAGAGGCUUUUGAAGCUUUUAGGGGCUUUAGUUUCUGUAGCUGAAGUAGUUUCAGACUCUGCUGAGUCGAUUGGAGUUGUGUCUAAAGAUUUGAAGGAGUUUCUGCAAUCUGAUUCUGAUGAAAUUCCGAAUAGCUUGAAGCAAGUUUCGAAAAUAGCUAGGUCGGAUGAGUUUUCGGGUUCUGUUGUUAAGGUCACACAAGCUGUAACAUUGGGAGUUUUGAGGGGUUAUCAAGCACAAGCCAAGAGUCAGGGUCAUGGUGAUGAUGGAGUUUCUGAUAAUUCAGGCUUUAUGGAUCAAGUUAUGGAUAAGCUUUUUACCAAGGCAGGGUCUGGUUUUGCAUCUGUUGUUGUUGGAAGCUUUGCUAAGAAUUUGGUAUUAGCUUUCUUUGAUGAGCAGUCUGGUGGAGGAUCAAAUUCGAAUAGUUUUCCAAGUAAGGAUCAAUUUGGUAUGAAGAUGAAUGAUGUUCCAAGAUGGGUUUAUGUGGCUUGUAGCGAAAAGUGCAGAGACCUAAUUGCUGAUUGUAUCCAGUUAUUUGUGAGCACUGCUGUUGCGGUUUAUCUUGACAAGACUAUGGACAUCAACACCUAUGAUGAUAUCUUCUCUGGGUUAACCAACCCCAAUCAUGAAGCAAAAGUAAAAGAUAUGUUGUUAUCAGUCUGUAAUGGUGCGGUUGAAACUCUUGUUAGAUCAUCUCAUCAAGUGUUAACAAGUUCAAAAUCCAAUGUGAACCAUCCGAAUUUGAGUUCAAGUUCUCAUUUGGCUAUUGAUGAUGGGAGAAAAGACAGUGGGUGGAUCGGUCAAGUAUCCUCUACUUUGGCAGUUCCAAGCAAUAGAAGUUUUGUUCUUGACUUGACUGGACGGGUUACAUCUGAAACAGUUAGAUCAUCCUUGGAUUUUUUGUUGGAGAGACUAUUUGAUGGGAUGCGGAGGCGUGUUAAUUCUGCUCGUGUGGAAACUGUUGACAGGGGUGUUGAGGUUGUGAGGUAUGCUGUUGCAAAGUCUUCUGUUAUCGCCACUAUAUGUCUUUCUUUGUGUUUACACGUAAUUGAUAGUCCAUGGCUAUUGGCGCCGACUUAGCUUGUUAAGUACAUUCUCAUUCGUUAAGUCCAUGACCAUGUAUACGAAAAUUCUUUUGUGCAACUGCCUGUUUGUUGCCUGCCCGUGUAUAUUUCAUCUGAAUCCACAAUUCAUUGAGGAACAGAAGAAGUUGAAUGAUACGAGAGUGCUGCUUAAGACUGAAGGUGCUCUUAAACUUGCAUGCAUCCAACCUUCAUCGCAUGCUGGUCCCCAUUACAUGAUGGCAAAGCGUGCGAGAUAAAAUGUUCCAGACUUUGUGAAGAAAGAAACUUCAUUGUUCAUUGGGCAAUUGUGUCCAGAUAUAGUCCUGUUUUAUCAGCUGAAUGAUCCUGUAUACCUGAAGUUGGAAAAUUUAAAACUUAAAUACUUCUAUUGGUUGUGAACCUGCACCUAUUACACCAUGUACAUAUCACUAUAGUAUUUAAUAUCUUCUCCAAUAUAUCCUUAAAACUGA